AUGGGAGAGCCUUUAGAGAAAGACAGUGUGGAAUCAGAUACGGAAAGAGGUACUGUCGAUAAGACACGUGUCUAUGCAAAUGAUAAACCAGUUGUGGAAAUAGACGCUUUCGAGCAGAACAAAAAUAAUAGCGACUAUCAAGAAUUCAAAACGUUAGCUGCAUUGCUUUUGGCAGAGACACUCGCACUUGGUGUCUUGAAUUUCCCAAAAAUUGCCUCUGAGAUAGGUAUUGUGCCUACGAUUAUCGCUACGAUUGGUCUUGCAUGUCUGGCUUGGGUUACUGGAUAUAUUCUCGUAGAUUUCAAAGUGAAUCACCCAAGCGUCAUGUCAUUCGCGGACGUGGGUCAACUUAUUGGUGGUCCUAUACUCAAAUGGGUAUUGCUUACUGGGGUAUUAUUAAGCGGGAUAUUCAUAUCGGCCUCACAUACAAAUUCUGGUGGAACAGCUCUGUUAGAAAUGAGUUCAAACGCCAGAUGCUCUGUCUUACUUGGAUUGUGUAUCGCUUUAUUAUGUUUCAUUUUCACCAUUCCUAGGAAAUAUGAACAUACUGCUUACGCAGCUUUCAUAUCAUGUUUCAGUAUAGUUGUUGCUUGUUUGAUAACAAUUAUUGCAUGUGGUGUAAAUAGAGAUUCAUGGGGCGACUCCAACGGCGAAGUAACAUGGAAAGCAUUCAAUAAUCCAGGUCUAGUAGGUGUCAUAAACUCCUUCACGGAGAUAGUAUUCGCCUAUGGUGGACACGCUUUUAUUUUUAGUGCAACAGCUGAGAUGAAAAACCCAAAUGAUUUCAAGAAAAGCCUUGCAGUUGUCCAAGUUGUAUCAACUGCGUUCUACAUCACAAUCGGCGUUGGAGUCUACGUACUAGUCGGAGAUGCAAAUGUCGUAUCGCCAGCACUAUCUAUCCCAUCACACAAGGUCGAGACGAUAGCAUAUGCGAUCGCGAUGAUAUCAAUUAUUGUAUCGGGUAUAAUUCCAGUCCUUACCGGUUUGAAACAGUUAUGGCUUGAGUUGUUCAGAGGGAAGCCCAUGCUUACGAGCAACAGCUGGAAAGCCAAUGCUUUGAUUUAUAUUAUCUCAACUAAUACCAUUCUUCUCAAGUCUUAUAUCGAUAGUUGCAAGCGUAACAAUUGUAUGGUUUACCUAUGGACUGAGUGGAGUAAUCUGGCUGGCGGAAAAUAA
Messenger RNA from Wallemia mellicola CBS 633.66, 1176 nucleotides. RefSeq lists its product as hypothetical. NCBI's taxonomy places the organism in Eukaryota, Fungi, Basidiomycota, Wallemiomycetes, Wallemiales, Wallemiaceae. The record is from RefSeq and is a predicted model, not a curated record. Bases 1 to 1176 code for a protein of 391 amino acids. Gene Ontology annotation, biological process: amino acid transmembrane transport. Gene Ontology annotation, cellular component: vacuolar membrane. The transcript is spliced from 8 exons. Gene Ontology annotation, molecular function: amino acid transmembrane transporter activity.